Molecule: messenger RNA, 1662 nt
Organism: Pelodiscus sinensis (Chinese soft-shelled turtle)
Lineage: Eukaryota; Metazoa; Chordata; Testudines; Trionychidae
Source: RefSeq, a predicted model, not a curated record
AUUCUUGUGGGAGUUAAAUGUUCAACUUUAAGCAAUCAUUUUCUUCUUUUACAGAAAUGGCCCACACCAGUUCCUCCAAUUCAUCUUAUCAGUGAAGAAUCUACUGAUAAAACUAAUCUGGGGUUUAUUCAUGCUUUUGUGGCUGCCAUAUCAGUCAUCAUUGUGUCAGAGUUGGGGGAUAAGACCUUCUUUAUUGCAGCCAUCAUGGCAAUGCGUUAUAAUCGUUUGACUGUAAUGGCCGGUGCCAUGCUUGCCUUAGGACUGAUGACAUGCUUAUCAGUUUUAUUUGGAUAUGCUACCACAGUUAUCCCCCGAGUGUACACAUACUACGCGUCAACUGCACUGUUUGCAAUUUUUGGCAUCAGAAUGCUCCGGGAAGGCUUGAAGAUGAGCCCAGAUGAAGGUCAGGAGGAGCUGGAGGAAGUUCAAGCAGAAAUCAAGAAAAAAGAUGAAGAAUUCCAGAGAACGAAGCUGUUAAAUGGGCCAGGAGAUGUGGAAACAGGGACAAGCACAAAUAUACCUCAGAAGAAGUGGCUGCAUUUUAUUUCUCCAAUUUUUGUUCAAGCUUUUACUUUAACAUUUGUAGCAGAAUGGGGUGACCGUUCUCAAUUGACAACAAUAGUCUUGGCAGCAAGAGAAGAUCCCUAUGGUGUGGCAGUGGGAGGAACAGUGGGACACUGUCUAUGCACUGGUUUAGCAGUUAUUGGAGGAAGGAUGAUAGCACAAAAAAUUUCUGUUAGGACUGUGACAAUCAUAGGAGGCAUUGUUUUCUUGGCAUUUGCAUUCUCUGCACUAUUUAUAAGCCCAGAAUCUGGUUUUUAACAAGUUUUUUUUUUCAUUCUUUAAAAAGAAAGGAUUGGGAGCAACGGGCUUGUUCUCCUGUGUUGCUAUAUAUGAUGUACAGUAUUGUUGCUAGACAAGCACUGAAUGAGAUACUUCACUUUAAUAACAAUGAUUUCUGAGUCUGGCACAUUCAUGGACCAUAUGCCAUGACGAUAUGCUUCCUGUCCAGUUUGCAAGGUGUAUUUAUGUGGUGAUUGGGUGCCUCACAAGAUCUGAGUGGCUUUCUUGCUUGCUGAACCUGAUCAGAUGGGUUUUGAGGAUCUGCAUCCAAACAGGGGGCUUCCUUCUUCUGUUCCACAUGAUCACUACUGCUGUCUGUUCUAGAGCUUAUCCAUCUGGUUACCUGAGCAGUUGACUUGUCAACAGGCAUUAUUAUGUUACUUCCUGUUUGGAAAUUUGUAUUAGGGAGAAAAUCAUUGACUCUCACACUUCACUUCCAGGAUGCCCUGGUAGCCUAAGAAACCUGAGAGCAGCUCCCAUGCCAUCAAGUGACUGAACCACCUCCUAAAACUUUUAGAAUUUAUUUUAAAAAAAAGGCAAAUAUCUUAAUCAGGGGGCUAUGGUAGGAAGUAAACAAACAUGCUGACUCAUGAUGUACUGUUUUCAACAAUCCAUCUAGAUCUGAAUUUUACUUAACCAGUUCUCUUUUGUAUUAAGUUAACUUAUAAUAUACAUCAUAGUAAUAAAAUGGUCAAUAUUUGACAAUGCUGCAUUCCCAAAUUUGAACAAUAAUGCAAAUCUUUCAGAUUGAGAUGUGUCCAUAUUUUCUUCAAUAGUGUAAUUGGGGGGUCUGUAAAUAAAAUAGCUAUCUCCAUUUUA